This is a messenger RNA of Venturia canescens, 7072 nucleotides long. RefSeq names its product 1-phosphatidylinositol 4,5-bisphosphate phosphodiesterase-like. Gene Ontology annotation, molecular function: calcium ion binding; phosphatidylinositol-4,5-bisphosphate phospholipase C activity. The record is from RefSeq and is a predicted model, not a curated record. The transcript is spliced from 20 exons. The coding region runs from base 1200 to 4538 and encodes 1112 amino acids. Gene Ontology annotation, biological process: release of sequestered calcium ion into cytosol; lipid metabolic process; phosphatidylinositol-mediated signaling. NCBI's taxonomy places the organism in Eukaryota, Metazoa, Arthropoda, Insecta, Hymenoptera, Ichneumonidae.
GAGGGAAAAAAAUCAGAGACAGAUAAAAACGCAAAGACACAUUAAUCCAAAUACCAAAUUUCCGGCUAUAUAUUUAUUUGCGUGUUUACACAAUGUAUCCCUCGCUCUCUUGCUCUGCAUCUCGAACUUCGACAAAAUAUAAAAACGUAUCGGUUAUUAGCUCACAAGCGGACGCACACGAAAUUCGUGGCCAUUAAUUUAGACGAUAAUAAUCCCCGUGUUUGGCAGCUUCGUACUCAUUCUGUGAUCCGACAAUUACACAUCGCCCGUCGUUACACACCUUCGUAUACUUUUCGAACGAAAGAAAGUGAGGAGCGAGUUUUCUACGCCCGUUACAUAUACAACGCCGACGACGAGGUCGCCUUUUUGCCUGGCCCCUGUCCUCCUCGUCGACUACCAGCCACGCGAUUUACACACGUAUGAAAAAAAUAAAAAUAAAAAUAAAAAAUAUAAAUAAAAAAAAAAUAAUUAAAAAAAAAAAAAAUUUUAAACACGACCACAAGCGAGAGAACCAGAAACAGAGCGAGAGAGAGAGGGAAACAGGAAAUAAAUGUGAAAAUAAUUUGAAAUAAUAUUCAAACGCACACUGACGAACGAAAUUUGUGUUUUUUUUUUUGUUUAUCCGAAUUGAAAAUUUAAUACGGAUUAAAAGGGAGAGACGUUACACUCUCAAUCGGCUCAAGCUGCACACUUUGUUUUUACUGAUAACCCUUCCGCCGCACGGGAAUAUUAAGCAUCGAGUGCGAGUUACCGCAGUCACGGCAUUCCGCGGGAUCGCCCCGCGUGAUCUCUUCACUACCGGGAAAGAUAUUCUCACCCACACGCACACACACACACACGCACACAAACACGCACACACUUAAAUAUCGAAUUUUACACGCGCAGCGAAUCCUCACAGGCUGAAAUUUUUGUGCGGUUUUAACUCAUGUAUAUCAUGUGCGUAGAUUCAUUGGCGAGAACGUUCGAGAUGAUUAUCCAAAUACUGCUGUACUCGUGCCGCCGGUAACUCCGCAGUGGCCGGUGCAGCUGAGAACUAAGAUGAUAUAUUCGACCCGGGAGAGGAACUCUUAACGGCUAGCCGAAGAUCCGAAACGAGCUCUUCCUUUCGUUGGAAUCCAAGUGGCCGUAACAGAGGAAGAAAAUACCAGAAACACACACACACACAUUCCCACAACGCUUCGCAGUGCAUCCCCUGAAAAAUGACGAAGAGAUUCGAGUUCAAUUGGCAAAUCGAAGUGCCGGAGCCGCUGAGAAUCGGCUGCGUCUUCGAUCGGUGGACCGAGGAAAAGGACAACAUUGAUCUCGAGCUCAAUUGCACGUUCAAGGUCGACGAGUAUGGCUUCUUCAUAUACUGGCAAAGCGAAGGCAAGGAUGGUGACGUCAUCGAACUCUGUCAAGUUAGUGACAUACGAGCCGGUGGCGUACCGAAGGAUCCAAAGCUUUACGACAAAUUGGUUGGGAAGCAUGGAGAACAGCUCGAAGAGAAGAGUUUGACCAUAUGCUCGGGUGUUGACUAUACCAACAUAAAUUAUCAGCACGUCGUCUGUCCGGACAUCGCAACCGCCAAGACUUGGCUCGCUGGGAUCCGGAAAAUCACUCACAACGUCAAAGCCAACAAUGUUUGUCCUCUGACAUGUCUGAAAAAGCAUUGGAUGAGGUUACGGAUGCUGGUCGACCCCAAUGGCAAAGUACCUGUGAAGGUCGUCGCGAGGACCUUCGCUUCCGGAAAAACCGAAAAACUCGUCUACCAGUGUCUCUCGGACCUUGGCCUGCCUAAAGAAAAGAACGACGUUAUCGAGCCCGAGGAUUUCACUUUCGAUGCUUUUUACGACCUCUACCACAAGAUUUGUCCGAGAAAUGACAUAGAGGAACUCUUCCAAUCAAUAACGCAGGGAAAAGCUGACACGAUAAAUCUUGAACAGCUGAUAACAUUUCUGAACGAGAAGCAACGGGACCCGACCCUGAAUGAGAUCUUGUAUCCACUUUACGACAAGAAAAGGGCGUCGGAGAUAAUAAACGAUUAUGAGAAGAACGAGACAGCGAGAAAUCAAAAAACAAUGACCAAAGAUGGUUUCAUAAGGUACCUGAUGUCUGACGAAAAUGCACCAGUCUUUCUCGAUAGACUCGAUGUUUACAUGGACAUGGAUCAACCACUUGCACAUUAUUACAUAAACUCCAGUCACAAUACUUAUUUGAGUGGUCGUCAGUUCGGUGGUAAGAGCAGCGUCGAGAUGUACAGACAAGUUUUACUGGCCGGAUGCAGGUGCGUCGAGCUAGAUUGUUGGGACGGCAAAGGCGAGGAUGAGGAACCGAUAAUAACUCAUGGUAAAGCGAUGUGCACCGAUAUACUCUUCAAAGAUGUGAUUUAUGCUGUGAGGGACACAGCAUUCGUAACUUCCGAAUAUCCAGUCAUACUGAGCUUCGAGAAUCAUUGCAGCAAGGGACAACAGUACAAACUCGCCAAAUAUUGUGAUGAGAUUCUCGGGGACCUGUUGCUCCGUGAACCUCUCAAGGAAUACCCGUUAGAAGCCGGUGUACCUCUUCCACCACCCAGUAUGCUCAAGCGGAAGAUCCUCAUAAAGAACAAGCGACUCAAGUCCGAAGUUGAAAAACGAGAACUCGAACUAUUCAAACAGGGACAAUUCGUCAUAGAAGAUGAAGUCAAAGAAGACCCCAGCGCACCGCCAACAGUUGCUGCAGUUGUUGAACAACAAUCAGUGGAUUCGGACGUUUUCCAAGAAGAAGUCGUAUCCGUUGAUGUUGUGGUCGCUUCCACGCAAAAACAUUCGUCACAGAGUGGACCCGGGCCAGCAGGUCUCGGUGACAGUUUGGAACUCGCUGUCGUCCAGCCUUAUACCGGAAGUACGACAAACGUCCAUCCCUGGCUAUCAUCAAUGGUCAAUUAUGCCCAACCCAUCAAAUUUCAAGGCUUCGACGUUGCCGAACAGAAAAAUUGCCAUCACAACAUGUCUUCCUUCGCCGAAACAUCGGGCCUAAAUCAUCUCAAGACAUCGGCUAUCGAAUUUGUUAAUUACAAUAAACGACAAAUGAGCCGAAUUUAUCCAAAGGGCACUCGAGCAGAUUCUUCCAAUUAUAUGCCACAGGUUUUUUGGAACGCAGGUUGCCAAAUGGUCUCUCUCAAUUUCCAAACGGCCGACCUCCCGAUGCAAUUGAAUCAGGGAAAAUUCGAAUACAAUGGAUCUUCCGGUUAUUUACUUAAGCCUGAUUUCAUGAGGAGGGCGGAUCGAAGCUUCGACCCUUUUGCCGAAAGUCCUGUAGAUGGGGUCAUUGCUACUCAGUGUAGUGUGCAAGUAAUCGCGGGACAAUUUCUUUCCGACAAGAAAGUAGGCACUUACGUAGAGGUAGAAAUGUACGGAUUACCGACAGACACAAUAAGAAAAGAAUUCCGAACGAGGACGGUACAGGCGAACGGUCUAAAUCCGGUAUACAACGAGGAGCCAUUUCUCUUCAGAAAAGUCGUUUUGCCGGAUCUCGCAGCGUUACGUUUCGCCGUAUAUGACGAAUCCAAUGGUCGUCUUCUUGGCCAAAGAAUCGUUCCACUCGAUGGCCUACAGUCGGGCUAUCGCCACAUUGCACUUCGUACAGAGGCCAAUUUUCCAAUGUCCCUUCCAAUGCUCUUUUGCAACAUAGAGAUUAAGAUUUACGUGCCAGAUGGUUUUCAAGAUCUUAUGGAUGCCUUAACGGCUCCAAAAGCAGCGAGGAAAACAGAUGUAACGGCUCAAGCUAAAUUGCGAGGUUUUGGUAGCGAGGAUAGUGAUACAAAAGGGAUGGGAGAUUCCUCGCAGUCUCGCCAUUUGCAAGAAGCUGCCAAAGCGAGAGAAAUAAUGGAAUUCGAGCCAAUAACUGGCGAUUCGCUGCGUCAGGAAAAGGGCUAUCAAAAAAUGGCUCGCAAGCAACAAAAAGAUCUCGACUCAUUGAGGAAAAAACAUCAAAAGGAAAAGCUUACCGUCCAAAAGCAACAAUGCGCUGCAAUUGAAAAACUUAUAAAAGGAAAAAACAAAGCGGAAUUGUCGAGGGAUCCGAUAGUCCGCCGAGCAGUUUCGGAGCAAACAGCCCAAUGGUCGCACCUCGCGGAGCGUCAGAGAUGCGAAGAGCGCGAGCUCGUGCGCUCUCACCUCGAGGAACGACGCGAUCAAUUGCGAAAGCUUUGUACAGCCGCUCAAUCGGCCCAAACGAAGCAGCUGGCGGCGAGACACGAUCGAGAAAUAAAAGAGAUGAAGGCACGCCAAGCAAGGCUCUCGGUGGAAUCGACCCGCGAAGUUAUGAACGACAAAAGCCUCAAAACUCGAGGCAUCAAGGAAGGCAGACUGAGGGAAAAACAGCAAAACAAUACGAAAAAAUUUAUGGAAGAACGAAGAGUUGCACAAAAGAUUCAAGAACGUGAGAAAGAGAAACUUAGAAUGAUUCACAAUGAGCAAAUCGAGGAAUUGCAAAAGGACAUUAACGUGGCAAUGGAAACGUACAAGAACGAGGAGAUAGAGUACGAGUUGGGUCCAAAGAACGAGUUCUACGUCUGAUGAGAAUGUCGUCCUGGUUGAGACGUUGAAAAACCUUCCUGACGAUUCUUAGUUUAACUGAUAAACAUGGAAUUAAUACGGUAGUAGAAGGUUCACUCGGAGAAACAAAGAAUCUCGGAGAAACGACGAGUGAAAAAAACACACACACACACACACACACACACACACGCGCGCGUGCGAGUACGACCUUCGAAACCGUAAGAUUAAUUUAUUACUAUCGUUAUAAAAGCGUUAAGAAAGAAAGAAACAAAACUAUUGGAAUUGGGAACAAGUUCGAGUCUUCGCGUUAGCGCGCGGUCGUUUCUCGACCUGUCCAGACGCCAAUCGGCGUCGUGAUGAAAACAACAAAAACAACCAACAGUACGAUAUUCAAGCAACAAAACCCUACAGGAAAAACCUAAACGAAAUAAAUCUAAAAUAAUAGAUACAAAUAUACGUGUAUAUAUAUUCUUGUAUUUGUAGAUAUUCUACAGAUGUGGGCAUAUACAUAUUACAUAUACAGGAUGUGCCAAGAUCAGUGACGCAGAACGUGAAUAAUUCGAGCCCAGAGACGAGAUCCGAGUCGAAAAAUCCUGAGAAGUUUUAAUUUUCCUCGAAAACUGAAGAAACGGUUGACAAUAGAGCAAAAUUCGAUAGGACCAAUGUUGUAGAGAAUUGAAUUUCCUAUAAAAAAGUUCCCGGCAGCGUCGUCGUAUCGCCGGUACUUUAGGCCUGAGAGCGCAUGGGACGAGGCCUGGAUUUCCACGCCGCAGAAAUCGGUUCGGACGAGGUUUUUUCGACGGGCUCUCGAGACCAAAGUAUCGAAGGAAGAGAAAUGGUCGUAAGGACCUUUUUCGUAGAGAAUUCGAUGCUCUACAAUAUUGCUCCUAUGAUAUUUCGCUCUAUCUGCAAGCGUUGAAGCGCCAUGUGCCAUAGAACGAGAACACUUGUUCGUCUCACUCCAAUCGAAAGUCCUUUCCAAAUGUUUCAGCUCGGAAUUCGAGUCUGCGCUUUAAAUUUCACCAACGAACAUUGCUCCUGGAAUAUUCUGCAUAUGCGUGUAUUUACAAGUAAUCGUAGCUAGUUCAUCUACCCUCAAUAUUUUUUUAUAAGAGUCUCAUCCCACGUGGUAGCGCGAGCGAGUAGACCGAGCAGUCAAUAACUAAAAAACGUGAUCUAGUCAAGUCUUUAUAGAUUAUAAUUAAUGAAGAGAUGAGUUAACAAAAGUACAGAUAUAAGUUACGAAAGAGAAUAACAACAAGAUACUGUGUCGUAUCAUUAGCGAGGGACAUUGUGCGAGAAACUGCGCUGGGAAUAUUUCCUACCGGAAAUUGAUUCUCUCGCCAAACUCCCCACCGCCCCUCCACGUUUCGCCUCGAGUGUCUCUCCUCAGGUUUCCUAGUUCGAAUAUAAUGUUAUUGCCUAACGAAUUCUAUUGAAAAAACAAAAAUGAAAAGCAAAGAAAAAAAAAAUAAAAAUAAGAAGAAGAAAAAAUCAAGAUAAUUAAAUGAAAAACAGAGUAUAAUACACACAGUGCAGAAAUAAUGAUGCAACAAAACGAAUAGAGCAUUGUUCUGGAAGCUAUGAUUAUUAAUAUUAAUUCAUUAUUAUUCAUAAUGAUGGAGAUAUUGGUGAAAUUAAACGUGAAAUUUCGACUUGCGGAGUUUUCAGUUUCGAUAUUCAUUCCCAAUUGGAGUUUGGGCUCGAAAUGGUUUUUCAAUCGGUAAUCGAGUCAGUUUGAGCUUGAGGUUAAGCCUGAAUAUUGAUCAAAGCUUCGAAAAGACAUCGGAAUUGAGGAAAAUUCAAUGGAAAGCGACUUCGGAGGGGAUCCUGAGUCCAGAAGAUUUAUCGUUUUUCAAGCAGGAAAAUAUCGAAUAUUUUCAGCCACGAGCUGAUUUUUAGCAUGAAUCAAUUGCUGGAUUUUCCAAAGGUGCGGAUAAGCAGCUCGAUAUAUAAUUUCGAAAAGAUUAUUUUCGUUUGAAACUCAAUGAAAAUCUCACAAAUUUGAUAUAAAUCUGAGAGUCCGGUUCAGGCUGACCUCUUGAGUCGUUCAAAGCGAAAGAAAGUUUCUCAGACAAUGAUUUAAGACUGAUGGCAAAUAGCAGGAAAAUCGAAAUUUCAUUGGAACGAAAUAUCUCUGUCCUAAGAGUAAAGUACCUUGCUGGAGUUGAUUAAAGAAUUUUAGUCUUCAUUCGAGACUCCUCGAACUUAAACUCGUGCAGAUGUGAAAAUACGAACGAGAGGGAGGGAGAGCUUUUGUGAAACGAAGGAAAAAGGAUACAAAAUCCAAUCGAGGAGGAGUUGUACAUAAAAAAAAGUCACGAAACUUUAAACACACAAACAAAAUCUUUCGAGCACGAGAAUUUAGCGUUAUGACGAUUUUUCGUAAAUCGUUGUUUUCACUAUAUAAUAAUGUUAUUUACGUAAAUUAUUAUUUUAACCUGUAUAUUAAACGAAAAAAUUACGAGUCGAGAACGUUUGAGAGAAGGAGAGAAAAUAAAGGAGUCCGUGGAUCGAGGAGGAGAAUAAAAGUUGAAGGAAUGAAAAAACUGAAA